AUGCUCCCCCACAUCCUCUUCCUCACCCUCUCCCUCACACCUUCCAUCCUCGCCAUCCCUCUCUCCUCAUCCACCACAAACACCAACACCAACCUCAACUCCAACACAAACCUAAACAUAAACAAAAGAACCCCCUUCUCCCCCCGUCAAGAAACCACCCCAGAAGGCCAAACAACAGACGCCACCCUCCUCAACUCCCUCAACUUCGCCCCUCCCCCGCUUCCCAACCCGGACAGCCUCAGCGGUGGUAAGGGCGGUAACAACGCAACAUGUCCGUCCGUCCGGCCGUCGAAACAGUGCUGCGAGUCGCUCGAUGGCGUCGCGGACGAUGUUACGGGCGAGUUGGGCAGUCUGGUACCGUGGCUUUCGGGCGUGGCGGUUUCGAGUGUGCUUGCUUUGGAUUGUACCGGAAUGGAUGACUCCGCGUCCACGGAUGAUUGUCUUCAGCAGGUGAUGUGUUGUGAGGGGGCUCCUGGGAAAUCAACCACCGUUGAAACCUUCAAAGGCAAGUGUCAGCCCUACGAUGAAGCGCUCAAGGUCAAGGCGGAUGAGGAGAAGGAGAAGAGUAAGAGUGCGGCUGCUGCAAGUGCGAGUGCAAGUGCGAGUGCGGGUGCGAGUGCCGUGCAUGGCAGAGUGUCUGUGGCGGCUGCUACGCCUUCUUCCUCUUCUUCCGGUCGGGUUGGGAGGUUGUAAGUAUUGCGAUCAUGGUAAGAAGGAUGAAAGGAUGAGGGGGGUUUGUUGGUGGAUGUAGGAAGGAAGGACUGGUU
This is a messenger RNA of Aspergillus heteromorphus CBS 117.55, 767 nucleotides long. RefSeq lists its product as uncharacterized. The transcript has 3 exons. The record is from RefSeq and is a predicted model, not a curated record. NCBI's taxonomy places the organism in Eukaryota, Fungi, Ascomycota, Eurotiomycetes, Eurotiales, Aspergillaceae. The coding region runs from base 1 to 693 and encodes 230 amino acids.